AGCCAACUCCCCGCCCGCCUGCCGCGCGCUUCUGUUUGAGAUUGUGUGUCUUUGCCCUUCUCUCUCUCUCUCUCUCUCUCUCUCUCUCGCUCCCUCCAGGGGUUGGGUGGCGGGAAGGGCGCCGAAUCGAGGGCCUUCUGCCAAGCAGGGCCGGGGGGCCUUUGGGGCCAAUGCCAGGGCCUGUGCCAAGCCUCGGCCCGCCCUCCAGCUGGUUUGGACUUGGACUUGAAGCCCAAAACACUUGGAGGGAGGGCCGAAGUUGGCCCAGGCCUGCUCUGUGAGGUGUUCAUUGAGAAACCAGAGUUCAAUGUACUGCAGGAUAUAGAAUCAUAUAGAAUCAUAGAGUUGGAAGAGACCUCAUGAGCCAUCCAGGCCAACCCCCUGCCAAGAAGGGAGAUGUUGACAAGCUGGAAACGGCAACUAAAAUGAUCAAGGGUCUGGAGAACAAACCGUAUGAGGAGUGGCUUAAAGAGCUGGGUAUCUUUAGCCUGCAGAAGAGAAGGCUGAGAGGAGACAUGAUAACCAUAUAUAUUGUGGAGCCUCCGGUGGCCUAGGGGAUAAAAGCCUCAUGACUUGAAGGUUGGGUUGCUGACCUGAAAGCUGCCAGGUUCGAAUCCCACCACUCUCAGCUCCCUCUCUCAGCUCUAGCUCCAUGCGGGGACAUGAGAGAAGCCUCCCACAAGGAUGGUAAAACAUGGGGCGUCCCCUGGGUAACCUCCUUGCUGACGGCCAACUCUCUCACUCCAGAAGCAACUCCGGUUGCUCCUGACACGAGAAAAAAAAAGCUAUAUACAAACAUGUGAGGGGAAGUCAUAGGGAGGAGGGAGCAAGCUUGUUUUCUGCUGCCCUGCAGACUAGGACACAGAACAGUGGCUUCAAACUAUAGGAAAGGAGAUUCCACCUGAACAUCAGGAAGAACUUCCUCACCGUGAGAGCUGUUUGGCAAUGAACUCUCUGCCCCAGACUGUGGUGAAGGCUCCUUCUUUGGAGGCUUUUAAGCAGAGGCUGGAUGGCCAUCUGUCGGGGGGUGCUUCGAAUGAGAUUUUCCUGCUUCUUGCAGGGGGUUGGACUGGAUGGCCCAUGAGGUCUCUUCCAACUCUACGAUUCUAUGAUCUAUGAUUCUAUAAGAAGCAGGUAAUCGUAUUCAAAGCACCCCUGACAAAUGGCCAUCCAGCCUCUGCUUAAAAACCUCCACCAGACUUAGCAAAAUGUUGUUGUUUUUUUUCAGUUUAAUACACUGUUUCCAUGCUUUUGUAAAAAUGAUAGAAAGGUAAAGGUUUCCCCUGAUGUUAAGUUCAGUCGUGUCUGACUCUGGGGGUUGGUGCUCAUCUCCAUUUCUAAGCUGAAGAGCCGGCAUUGUCCGUAGACAUCUCCAAGGUCAUGUGGCCAUUGGCAUGACAGCAUGGAGCGCUGUUACCUUCCUGCCGGAGCGGUACCUAUUGAUCUACUCACAUUGGCAUGUUUUUGAACUGCUAGGCUGGAAAAGCUGGGGCUAACAGCGGGCGCUCACUCUACUCCCGGGAUUUGAACCUGGGACCUUUUGGUCCGCAAGUUCAGCAACUCAGCACUUUAACACACUGUGCCACCAGGGGCCCAAAAAUGAUAGAACCAAUGAGGAAAUGGCAUUGAUCCGUCCCGAACAAAAAUUGUGUUACAUAAUGUAACGUGAGAAAGUCAGCCCAGAGGGUUAUCUGGUCCACAUCUGUGUGCUCUAAACAAUCAGCUGUUUCUCUGGGUGCGUCUACUACACUAGGCAUGGGCAAACUUGGCCCCUCCAGGCAUUUUGGAUUUCAACUCACACCAUUCCUAACAGCCCCUGGUCCUUUCCGUUUCCCCCUCAGACACUUAAGUGGAAAAGGAAGGGGCCUGAGGCAGUUAGGAAUGGUGGAAGCUGAAGUCCAUAACAUCUGGAGGAGCACAGAUUGUGUUGGACACCACUUGAACUGCCCUGGCGCAAUGCUAUGAAAUUUGUAAUUUGGGGAGGCACCUUCACUCUUUGGCAUAGAUGGCUACAUCAAAAGGUUUAAUGAAACCACAACUCCCAUGAUUCUUGUAGCUCAAUCCGUGCAUCAUUGAGCCCAUGGCAGCUAAAGCGGUGUCCCGUGUAGAUGCCAACAAGUAGGCCAUGGUUGUUGUUUCUUUAUCGUGUCAGAAGCCACUUGAGAACAUGCUGCAUGCUGCUUCUGGUGUUAGAGAAUUGGCCGUUUACAAAGACGUUGCCUAGGGGAUGCUGGGAUGUGCUAGAGCUGACAGACGGUAGCUCAUCCCAUCUUGUGGAUUCGAACUGGCAACCUUCAGGCCAGGAGUUCAGCCACCACAAAGGUUUACCCAUUGCGCCACCAUGGCUCUAGGCCAUGGUGACAGCACCAUACUAUUCUCAGCUUCCCCAAACUGCAAUGGAGGAUGUAGUUCUGUGUAUAUUUACCUGGAAGGAGGUGCUUCCUUAGAUAUCCUGGCACUUUUUUCUGAGCAAACAAGCACAGAAUUAGGCAAAACAGCAUACUGUGAGUGCUUCUUGGUUUGUGGCGUUUUUUAGCAGCAUUAAUAUAGGCAGCUUUGGCGUGAAUGCGGGAUCGUCUGUGUUCUCUCUUGGCUAGCACAUACCUAAAUCUAGCACCAGCUUUCAAGGAUAACAAUUUUAUAUGGCGUACGAUUGUGGCUUUGACUCCAUUGUCAUUUUACCCCUAUUUGAGAGGGCAAGAGGUGUGUGGCUGUGUGUAGAAAAAUAAAGUAUGACCCUUUUAUCUGGAGGAUAGGAUCAGCAUUUUUCUUUACCCAUGUGUGAUAAAAUAAGUCCUACCUAAGGUAGUGAUAGGUCUCUAGUGAAUCCCCACCAGGCAGAAAGAUCAGAGUUUCUAUCUAUCAAAUAAAUACAUAAAUUUAAAAUUAUUUAAAAUGGUUCAAUGAGCAUAUGAAACCACUACGGUACAUAUUAAAAGCAGUCAGUGCAUACUUUAACGUUCACAAUUUGAAAAUCACUUAGAUAGGCCAGCCAGGGGAGAAUGUUCUUUCCUGCUGUUUUAAACUCAGAUAGCAUAUCCAGCUAACGAUCCUUGUUCUACAAUCUUGAUGCAGUUAUAAUGACAUGUAGUCACACUAAAUCCAUAAUGUUCUACUGCACUCCUCAUUUUAUUUGCUCUAACAGACCGACAUGGCCACCUCUCUAGAAUUCGUUUUGAUGGUGAUAACAGAUGCACCAUUGCAGAAAAUUUGGGGAAUGGAUCAAAGGGGCAAUUGCUUCAUUCCUGUAUCUUUAUGUAAAGACACAGGAAUGCAUCUGGCAAAAAAAUUGGCAGCUUUUGAAGUUGAAUAUCCAAGGCUUCUUUCUAGACGGCUUGGCCUCUGGCCCCAUUGUGCUCCCUCCCCGCUGGCAGAGGGUCACUGGAAUAUUGGGCCCCUCCCCCUUGUAGGAGUGGGGUUUAUGUGUGUUGGGGACUGGAGUAAUCUCCUUUUCAAACCAAACGUCAUAAUGGCUCCUCUUAAGAACUAAAGGAUGACUAAUGUUUUCUAUAUGCACACACAUCCAUAUACAUUAACCCCUGAGGAAGAACAAAAUAUUUCAUUGGUUUUUCCUUUGCAGUCCAGAUGGGUUUAAAAUUAGGUCAUCCUGGCCUGCAACUUCCAUUAUGAAUUGUUUUGAGAGUAAUUUUCUAUAGCAGUUCUCCAGAAUUUUACAUAUUCUGUUCAAAUGUUGACAGGUUGAUGGAUUGUGUAAUUUAGCCAUGUGUUGUUACACUGCAGUAGACACAUCCCUAUCAUUUUAAAGUUUUUCUCCACUAUAAUAUUUCAUUUGACAUGUUUCAAGGAUAUGUGGGUGACGCCUUUGUAAUUAACCCGGUAAGAAGAACUUAGAUCAGGCUUUAAGGUCUCUCAGCAUGCUUCGUGGUGAAUACAGACUUCAAUCAGAGAUUCUUUGCUGCCUAAUAUUCAAAAUACCGUAGUUGUAUUAUUUUUGGUGCAUUUAGGCCCAAUGUGUAUAACAGGAAAUCCUAAGCCACCUGCUACUAAUGAUUCUGCCAAAGUAGUUUAUUUUUACUUUAUAUAUCUACCCAUCUGUUCAUCGUAAAAUCAGAAUCUUGUAGUGAUGUGUGACUUCCUGGAACCUGCCUUUUUUCACAGUAUUUAGGUAAUAUGUUCCUUAGGUCUCAGUCAAAGGUAUUUGACUGAGAUUUGGCCCUCCAUUUGUUUUGGACUCCAACUCCCAGAAGCCCUAGCCAGCUUGUCCAGUGGUCUGGAAUUCUGGGAACUGAACUUCAAAACACACGGAGGGCCACAAGUUUGACGCCACUGGUGUAGGUAGUGCUCUAUUUUAAACGAAACCCCUUUUCCUUUGUUUGUGUAAUUGUUUGUUUGCUUUUGUGAUUUGUUUAGCUGACUCUGUGAUAACCCCUAAGACCCAAACUUCCCUCGAGGGAUGGAUAGUGUUUACUGAUGGCUAUGUAGUUUGCUAAUGGUUAGGUAGGGAUUGUCAGUGAGGCUGAAAUGAUGUUAUUUCAAAUAGUGAUUAAGUCUUUAAAGCACUCAGUGCAAAUAGAGUCUAAAGGGCUUUGGUUUGAAAAGGGGUAUGCGGUAUAUUGUAAGAGUUUGCUCCUUCCAUUGUUGCCUCACCUAAGCCAUGUAAGUUGAUAAGAUUGCAGGCUCCAAAUUGAGAGCUAUUUUUGUGUUGGAAUACAUAUGCAUGACAUGAUAACACUCUUGAGGUUGGACAAAGCAUAAGGUAUUUUAUUUUUAGUAGCACCUUUUAACUGUUCUUUUAACAGUUAUUUUAAUACAGAAAAGUGCUACUGAUGCCAAGUGGUAAAGGUCUUCCUGGAUACAUGAUCAAAUGAGUUGUUUUUCGUUCCAGAAUUAAUAGAGAGCUAGCGUGGUGUAGUGGUUUGAGCACUGGGCUAUGACUCUUUCCAAAUCCCUGCUCAGCCAUGGCAAAGCCACUGAGUGAUCUUGGGCAAGUCACACACCCUCAGCCCUCUCAAAACAAAUGUUGCCAAGAAAAGCCAGUGAUAGGCCGCCGUAAGUCGGAAAUGGCUUGAAGGCACACAACAAGAAUUAAUACUAAAAUUAUUGGAGAGCUUUACUUUAGGCUUACCAGAUUGAGUAACAGUUUAAAUAUAAAUGUCUUAUAUUUUUCUUCAUUGCAUCAUUUUGUUGUCAAACAAAAACCUAACACAAUUUUUCAGUCUUUAAUGUGCCACAAGACCAUUUUAUGUUUUUCUGUAAACUUUCAGUUCAGAGCAGGGGUGUGUGAAAGGGAAGUUUACAGACUGCAAUGAAUCUGCUGCAAAAAAUGGUGCGAGCAAAUUCUACAUAUAUCUAUGAUCUUUAAACAAUCUACAUUUGUAAAUUAAGGAGGUUUAAGAGAUAUACACUAAACACAUUACAAAACUGGGCAUACAGGUGGAGGCUACUGGUACCUCAUUUUCCAGCCCUGUACUAAUCUCUGUCUUUAGACUGAUAUAUAUUUACCCUGAGCAAUUUUUGUUUUCUGGAGGAGUGGAAUUGGCACCGGUUUGUUCAAUGCCAGUAAAAUACUUUUUGAUUAGUAGGGUUGCCCUUGGAAUAACAAUUUUGGGUUACUUUAGUAUUGAUCCAACAAGCCUUUCAUUCAUACUUUGUAUUCAGGGUCCUUCCCAGAGCGAUAGAAUUUACUGUUGCUAUUGUGCCAGCACACUUUUUCUUGGUCACAAAAAAAGGAUGGAACUAUUGACCCUGUUCAUUAAAUCAAAUUGAAUUUGCGCAUAUAAUGAAUCCAAAUCCAAUUUGUAUAUUUGUGGCACUCUUAACUUUAAAAACUAUGUUUUCCUAAGGGAGAUUUUAAGAGUGAUUCUAAUCUGCCAAAGGUGAAUACGUUAACAGUUGCGUAACAAGUACAAAUAAAUUACAUAUUUGUGAGGGAGCCUAUGCAUCCCAACAUUAUUGUUGCAACUUCUGUAGAGAACCUCCUUAAAUUGCACAUAUAUUACUGUACCUAUACAUGUUUGUCUCUCUAUCACAUAACCCAGCACUUCUUUCCUCAGCCACAUGGCUAGGGGCCGAGCCUAGCCAUCAUUUUACCUCCAAUGGACGCAAGUUUCUUUGGUGAAGAUUUCUCCUGAGAGUUCAAGACUAGCAGAAAGACGCGAGGAAAUUGCGACCGUUUGGUUCUUACGGAUAGGUAUUUAUGUAUUUGGGUUUGUGUAAAUGUAAGCUAUUUGCCUUUGCAAAAAAAAUAUUUUGGCAGUGGUGUUGAAUGGUUGAACCAUAGACGGUAAGAGCUAUAAAAGAAUUGGUUCCUCUUUAACUAUUAAGAUAUUUUUGCCUUUAACUGUAUUAGUCUUUAAGGGGGAAUUGAGGCUUCUCUUUAAAAGGAGGUGGGUGAGACAUAAUUAGUCAGACUGAUUUACCCUUAAUUUAACAUAUGAAAUCAUAUUAUCAAAUUAUAUGUGGUAAGUAUUUCUGUAAUGGCAGAAACAAGAGCCCAAAGUUCUUUUCAUUGACCAUCUUUUUCAUGUUGCAGGUAUGAUGGGCGUGGUCACCUGCAUGACCUUUCUGAAUAUGAUGCUGAAUAUUCCACAUGGAACAGAGAUUACCAAUUAUCGGAAGAGGAGGCUAGAAUAGAAGCCCUCUGUGAUGAAGAGAGAGGAAGAAUAUAAGAGGCUGAGUGAAGCUUUGGCCGAAGAUGAUACCUAUAAUGCAGUGGGGUUCACGUAUAGCAGUGAUUAUUAUGAUCCUUCAGAACCCACUGAGGAAGAAGAGCAGCCUUCAAGAGGAAAAGUUUCUGCAAUGAAGAUAGAAAAUUUGGAAGAAAACGAAGAACCUUUUAUUGCUCCCUUGGGUUUGAAUGUACCUUCUGAUGUGGAACUGCCACCAACAGCUAAAAUGCAUGCGAUCAUCGAACGGACUGCAAAUUUUGUCUGCAAGCAGGGGGCCCAAUUUGAGAUUAUGUUGAAAGCAAAACAAGCCCGAAACUCUCAGUUUGACUUUCUGCGGUUUGACCACUACCUCAACCCUUACUACAAAUUUAUUCAGAAAGCUAUAAAGGAGGGACGGUAUGCUACGUCUGCACAAAAGAAGAAAGAUGAGAAAAGAAAUAUAAAUGAAGAUGCAGAUAAAGAUGAUGCUGAUGAAGAUGAUGGUGAUAACUAUCUGCACCCAAGCCUCUUUGCGUCUAAAAAGCACAAUAGACUCGAAGAGCUCAUGAAGCCUUUAAAGGUGGUGGAUCCCGAUCAUCCACUGGCAGUGCUUGUUCGCAAGACGCAGGCUGAAAAUAAUUUGGCUGCCUCUCAGUCAGCGGAAGGAGCAACUGUUCCAUCAUCUCAAAUAGAAUAUUCUUCAGAUUCAACCAUGGCAGCCAUGUAUUACAGUUAUUACAUGUUACCAGAUGGAAGCUAUUGUCUCGCUCCUCCACCCCCGGGAAUUGACAUGGCCACUUACUACAGUGCUCUGCCAGCAGGAGUAACUGUGUCUAGCACUACAGGAGUAGCCACAAUAACUGCACCUCCACCUCCUGGCACUAUACCACCACAAUCCUCCGAGGCAGCUGAUGAAAGUCGUGGAGGAAUAUCUGCCACGACUUCAUCAACAAGCACAAUUCCCCCUGUGGUUGCCAUCAUCCCCCCACCUCCAGACAUCCAACCUGUUAUUGACAAGCUAGCUGAAUAUGUUGCAAGGAAUGGGAUUAAAUUUGAGACUAGUGUUCGUUCCAAGAAUGAUCCCAGAUUUGAGUUUUUGCAGCCCUGGCAUCAGUACAAUGCCUACUAUGAAUUUAAGAAGCAAUUCUUCCUUCAAAAAGAGGACAAUGACAGCUCAAAGCAUGUUGCAUCUUUGUCAGAGGAUAUCCCAGUGAGCACUGCCAGUGAUGUACCUGGAGAAACUCCGUUUUCUACUGACCAGACAUCGGAAGAUCUGGAGUCUGUUUCCCAAGGAAGUAAUAAAAAGGACCCAAAUAUCAUCAAAGUUGGUAAUGAUGGCAAACUGGUGAAAGCCUCCUUUGCACCAAUCAGUUUUGCAAUCAGAGUCAAAGAGAAUGACUUGCUCCCUUUGGAGAAAAACCGUGUGAAAUUAGAUGAUGACAGUGACGAGGAAGGGGAAGAAGGCAAAGAAGGUCAAGAGAAUGCAAGUAGCACAUCUAACAGUGGCGUAGCAUUUGCAUCGUCCAGUAAUGCUCCUGAAGAAAGGAAGCCUCAGCUUACUCAGGAGGAGCUGGAGGCCAAACAAGCAAAGCAAAAACUCGAGGACAGAUUGGCAGCUGCAGCCAGGGAAAAGCUAGCUCAAGCAUCUAAGGAGUCAAAAGAAAAGCAACUUCAGGCAGAAAGAAAAAGGAAAGCUGCUCUGUUUUUGCAGAAUCUGAAGAAUCCCUUGGCAGAUGCAGACGUUGAGAAAAUGGAGGAGAAUGCUUUUAAUAUAGAGACAAUCAGUAACAUGCCCUGCAGUCUGUUGACUGGCAUUAAGACAUUGCCAGCCUUGGAAGCCAAGAUGCCUGAAAGUCCUUUAAGCAGAAGCAGAGAUCUCCCUAGAGAAGAAGAAAAGGAAAAGAAGAAAAAGAAACACAAGAAAAGAUCAAGAUCAAGAUCCCGGUCACCUCUUUCCAAGUAUCACUCGUCAUCUAAGUCCAGGUCUCGAACACAUUCGAAAGCAAAGCAUUCUCUCCCAACUGCUUAUAGAACUGUCCGACACUCAAGGUCUCGAUCCAGAUCACCAAGGAGAAGGGCACAUACACCUGAAAGGCGCAGAGAAGAAAGAAGUGUCCCAACAGCGUAUCGUGUUACCAACAGUCCAGGAAUGAGCAGGAGGCGCACACGUUCUAGAAGUCCCAAUGAAAGGAAGAAACGGAGAUCUCAUUCCCACAGCAAAUCCAAAGCGAGGUCUCAUUCACCCUCGAUCUCACCAAGCAAACAGUUGGUGUAUAAGAACUCAACUCAUUCUGCUAGUGUCUCUCCUGUGGAGAGCAGGGGAUCCAGCCAAGAACGUGCUGGGGGAGCUUCUUUGGAAAAAGAAGGCCAGAUUUCUUCAGCAAUUGUUUCAUCUGUUCAGAGUAAAAUAACUCAGGAUCUUAUGGCCAAGGUGAGGGCUAUGCUCGCCGCUUCCAAAAACAUCCCAACGAGUGCCUCCUGAGACUGGAAAAACUGAUCUUUUAGAAGAUAAUAUGCAGAUGGAAUCUUGGCUUAGAUGAUUCCCAACUCCUUUUGACCAACAGCAGAUUUCAAGAGUCAAGAUCCCUUUUUGUGUACAGACGAUCUUACCCUUGGACCAUUGCUGAAUUUUCAACAUGGAACUUCCUUUUGAUAAUAUACGGCCUUUUGGAAUUUUGUAAAUUACAUUUUGUCUGCCUCUUCAGUAAGGAUUUUGCCAUGAUGACGAUAUGUAAAUUGUAAAUGCAAUAUUCCUGCAAGUGUCACACAAAUAAACACGCAGAAAACA
Messenger RNA from Anolis carolinensis (green anole), 9396 nucleotides. RefSeq names its product splicing factor SWAP (gene sfswap). Gene Ontology annotation, molecular function: RNA binding. The record is from RefSeq and is a predicted model, not a curated record. The coding region runs from base 6607 to 9090 and encodes 827 amino acids. The transcript has 17 exons. Gene Ontology annotation, biological process: mRNA 5'-splice site recognition; RNA processing. Lineage: Eukaryota; Metazoa; Chordata; Lepidosauria; Squamata; Anolidae.